AUGGCCAGCCAAACGGAUAGGCUCCUGAAAGUGCUACUUGCAUUGGCAGCUCUCACAGCGGUUGUCUUUGCCCAAAAUCCAGAACACGAGGCUCGGUGUGCUCAGGCUUCGUAUUCAUUUUUCGAAGACAGAACCGACUGUGGGCAGUUUGUGUUUUGCCAGGAUGGCACCCCGGAAGAGUUUGAGUGUAUGACCGACGAAAUUUGGUCCCAAACGGAGGCUUCCUGUGUGCUAGGGAAUCGUACCACUUGUGAACUGUGGGAUCCUAAGGAUUCAUGCGUGGACUUGCCGGAUGGGCCGUUAAUAUAUCCGAGAAACUGCAGACAGUUCAUCAAUUGUACCGCCCAGCAGGCUGAAGUAAUCGCAUGCCUGCCAGGAUUUAUUUAUGUUGAAAACGCAACCGAUUGUGAAGUGGGCGAUACGGUUUUGUGUCAAUCCCUGGUUUCGCGGUGCGCAGAAAGCGGUACCAGAGAGCUUUUUUCGCAUCCGAAUCUUUGUAACGCUUUCAUUUGGUGUAACGAGACCGAAGCCAAUUUGGAUUUUUGUCCGGUAAAUCACAUAUUCGAGGUGAAUAUUCAAUUUUGUGUGCCAGGAGAUGCGGAAAAGUGUGUUAUUACUCCGGUGGACGAAAUUUGCGAUGAGCUUCCGACUGGUGUCUUUCCAUAUCCGGACGAUUGCACCAAGUUUGUACAGUGUAAGGAUGGUGAGACCGUGGUGGUUGAUUGCCAGCCAGCGGAAGUUUUCAAUCCUCGUAUUUCCGAAUGUGCACCGGGGGAUGCUGAAACCUGUGUUUUGUUCGACGAAGUUUGUGCGAACCAGCGAGAUGGAACUUUAGUAGGACAUCCGAAUCACUGUGCCGCCUAUAUUACAUGCAUAAAUGAAACGGCCGAAGUACAUUUUUGUCCAAUUAAUAAAAUUUUCCGUGCUGACAUGCAGUUUUGCGUGCCAGGAAAUAAUGAAACCUGUGUGUUCACCCCGCUCGAGCAAAUGUGCGUGGAUAUACCAUUUGGAACGAUCUACCCCCAUCCGGAUGAUUGUACGCAAUAUGUAAGAUGUGAAAAUAAUGCGGCCAACAACGUGUCAUGUCCUGCCAAUCACAUUAUAGAACCUCGCACAAUCCAAUGUGUACCUGGAGACACAGAGACUUGCCUAUUUUUGGAUGCAUUAUGUGAGGGAAUAAAUGAUGGUAAACUUGCAAUUCCCAAUGAAUGUGGUAUGUACAUAUCAUGCCAGCAAGAGGUAGCGACUAUUCUCGAAUGUCCACUUGGAGAAAUGUUCGAUGCCUCCCAGCUACGUUGCGUUCCUGGCGAUGAGGAAGAGUGUAUUCCGAUUAUUUGUGUUGCAGGCGAAAAUAACAUGUUGGUUCACCCAAACCAUUGCAACAUGUUUAGUCUUUGUGAUAACGGGCAUCUGUCCCUUCAUCUGUGCCCCGUUUAUCAUAUCUUCCAUUCGGCACUGAAGGUUUGUUCCCCGGGAGAUCUCAUAAGCUGUACGCUCUCUCCGCUUGAUCAAAUGUGCGUCGGACGUUUUGAUGACAGUCGCUUUCCUUAUCCUGCCGAAGGAAAUUGCCUCCAGUACGUAGUGUGUAAGAGCGGACAAUCAAACGUGGAAAGCUGUCCGGCCGAGACUGUAUUGCGGCCAUCGCUAUUGGAUUGCUUUCCCGGUCAUACCGAUACCUGCGAACUACUCGAUAUCACUUGUGAUCCAAACAACGAGCAAAUUUUACCGCACCCAACGAGAUGUGACUUGAAAAUCCUUUGCGUUGCCGGGUUCCCGACCGUGCAAGCAUGCCCGGAAGGACAAAUUGUAGAUCCUAUUACGAUGAAUUGUGUUCCCGGAGAGGUCAUUGACUGUUUCUGUAGAGGUAAGGAAAAUGGCUUAUAUGAGCAUCCCAUGGACUGUGACCGGUAUGUACGCUGCGUAGACUCGACAGUAGAACAAAAUUCCUGCCCGCCGGGUGAAAUUUUCCGUGCAGAUAUGCUGCUUUGUGUACCGGGAGACUCCCUCAGUUGUGAGCGUACGCAGUUGACAGAUAUGUGCCAGGGUCGUCCGAAUGACCAACGUUAUCCACAUCCGGAGGAGUGUGAUAAAUACGUAAUUUGUACGGAUAACCUGCCAACGGUCAAUGAAUGCGUUCGCGGAAAUGUCAUACAACCUGGUACAGGUGCUUGUGCCGCAGGAAACGCUGAAACGUGCGGGUUGUACGACGAUCUCUGUGAGGAGCGGAACAUUCAACAUCCGGGAUUUUGCGAUGUAUAUAUUGACUGUCAGUCCGAAACAACUGUGGCGAUACCUUGUUCACGAGGUGCAAUAUGGGACCAAGAUAACACACGUUGUUCGCCAGGUACUGUUGAUCCUUGCGAACUGUUGACUGUAUGCUCAGAAGAAGAUAAAGAAGAGGGUGCCGCUCGCCCGCAUCCUAUUUGUGAUAUUUUCGUUCGUUGCGGAACGGAAGGGGAUACGAUCGUGGAAUGUCCAAGUGGGGAGAUAUUUGAUGAAACAGCAGCAGGGUGUGCUCCCGGUGAUAGUGAAACCUGUGAGCUGCAUCCCGAGGUAAACAUUUGCGCAGAAGUUCCCGAUGACACGCUUCUACCCAAUCCAGAUGUUUGCGACUCAUAUUAUCGCUGUGAAGCAGGUGAUCCACUGCCUGUAUUGUGUCCACCGGGAAAUAUUUUCGUUGAAAAUGGAUGCGCCCCCGGUGACAGGGUAGGUUGCGAGAACUACAUUGGCCGAUGCAGUGAGGAGGCGGAUGGAAUUUUGGCCUUUCCGAUUGAAACGGAGUGUCAGCUCUUCUUGGCCUGUUCGAAUGGUGUAACUUCAGUCGGUUAUUGCCCGGACGAGGAAAUUAUGAUUGCCGAAGAGCAACUAUGUGCUCCGGGAGACGUGGAAAGUUGUGAAAUAGAUGAGGAGAGAGCUGGCUUCUGUAGUGGUUUAGGUGACGGCAGGCAUGCUCAUCCCCAGCUUUGCUAUCUGUACGUUCAAUGCACUGAUGGAUCUUCACAAGUUCAAGCAUGUGCAGCGAAUGAAAUUUUCAGUUCAGACGCUUCGGAUUGCAUAGAAGGUGACAGAGCAGGUUGUUAG
This is a messenger RNA of Sabethes cyaneus, 3081 nucleotides long. RefSeq lists its product as uncharacterized. Gene Ontology annotation, cellular component: extracellular region. Gene Ontology annotation, molecular function: chitin binding. The record is from RefSeq and is a predicted model, not a curated record. The transcript has a single exon. NCBI's taxonomy places the organism in Eukaryota, Metazoa, Arthropoda, Insecta, Diptera, Culicidae. Bases 1 to 3081 code for a protein of 1026 amino acids.